This is a messenger RNA of Diospyros lotus (date-plum), 928 nucleotides long. RefSeq lists its product as uncharacterized. The record is from RefSeq and is a predicted model, not a curated record. Bases 138 to 752 code for a protein of 204 amino acids. NCBI's taxonomy places the organism in Eukaryota, Viridiplantae, Streptophyta, Magnoliopsida, Ericales, Ebenaceae. The transcript has a single exon. Gene Ontology annotation, biological process: carbohydrate derivative metabolic process. Gene Ontology annotation, molecular function: carbohydrate derivative binding; isomerase activity.
UGUAUAUGUGCCCACCACAUUUAUGUAGCAUAUAUAUUAUUUGGUUGGAUAUCAUCGCUUAAUCAUUAUAUCCACUUCCACCGCGAUACCUGACCCAGAAAAGGGGUAGGGAGAGAGAGAGAGAGACUUGGAUACUGAUGGCAGAGCCCAAGAUCACUCUAACGGCGGCGUUGGCCACCCAAAUAUGCAACCAAAUCAACUCCGUCUUCGCCAAGUCCACCUCAAGUCCACCGGCGCUGGACGUCAUGCGGGAGGAGGUCGCCGCCGCCGCCGCCCGGAACGCCCGAAUCUUCGUCUACGGAGUGGGCCGAGAGGGCCUGAUGCUCAAAGCCCUCUGCAUGAGGCUGGCCCACCUGGGCCUCCAGGCCCACUGCGUCUUCGACAUGACCGCUCCUCCCAUCUCCGCCCCGGACCUCCUCAUCGCCUCCGCGGGCCCGGGCGGCUUCUCCACAGUCGACGCCAUCUGCGGCGUCGCCAGGUCAUGCGGCGCCCGGAUCCUUCUGCUCACGGCCCGGCCCGAGUCCGGAUCGGCCGCGAAGUACGCGAGUGCGAUCGGCUACAUCCCGGCGCAGACCAUGGCGGACGAUGGGGGUGAGGCGGCGGAGGAAGGAGGAUCUCGGCCGUUGCUUCCGAUGGGGAGCGUGUACGAGGGGGCGAUGUUCGUGUUGUUCGAGAUGGUGGUGUUCCAAUUGGCUGAGAUAUUGGAUCAGAGCCCCGAGGCCGUCCGAUCUCGUCACACCAAUCUAGAGUGAGAUGAGAUGGGCGUGAAGCGAUCUCAAGUUUAUAUAUAUCACUAAAAAAUUAUUAGUUAGAGAGGAUUGUUCCGUCGGAUGACGUGUCUUAGUCUAAUAAAAUAAGGACGAGUGAGCACUUGGGUUUUAUAUCUCUCUAUGUUACUUUUAAUAGCUCACUCUCUAUUUUCCAUCUA